AUGUUUGAGCUCCUUGUCCAGGGUUUCAACCACACCGUGAAUAUGCAUUUCCAAGCCGCUAGGCAGACUCCUGGCUCCCUUGACCUCACAGACAGCGAACAAGCCCACAACCGACCAUUUGAGGCUCCUUUGAGCUUGGAAAAGACAACAACGCCCACAUCUCCUUCUUCCCUUUCCAAACCGUCGUGUUUUGUCCAUGAUAUCACAAUAUGUCUUCCUAUACCCCUGGGGAUAAAGGGCACCGUGGUGCCCAGCCUUACAAUCAGUCAAGUCGCCGCAACGGGUGGAAUGGCCGCAUGUAUGAUGACAGAAUGUCUCGCUCCCGCUCCCGCUCCCGCUCCUGCUCCCCACCACAUGUUGUCCCACGAUCCAGGGACCGUAGACACGGCUCACCAGGCGGUACACGCUCUCCUCCGCAUGACAUUUCUCGGACUCCGCCUCGUGGUCCAGCGGCAGAUAGGAGGCAUCCCGGCCGGGAUGACGAAAUUCCAAUGGCUAGGGAUCACCGACCUAGAGAGCGAGACAAGUACCGACGACCCUCUUGGUCCCCUCCACGGCACCGUGGAAGGCCGUCAUAUAGAGAUCGUGACCGUGAGGGAUACCGCUCUCCUGGGUAUGACAGUCGCAGCAGAAGCCGCAGCAAAAGUCGGAGUCGAUCCAGAAGCCGCAGCCAACGUGGGCCUCGACGUCCUUACUACGGUCAAGAAAGCCGAUGUUCGCGUCAUCCGCGAUCGCCAAACGACCUAUAGUCGAGAAAGAGAAGACCGCAAUCGAAUCAAAGCUGAAGGAGAGUGGACAUGCAAGAUGUCAAUUACGCGACCAGACAGCGCUGUUUCAGAUGCCAAGCAGUUCGAGCAGGUAUGUCUAUUGAAGUGUCGAGUUUUACAAGGUCUACGGCUGACAGAUGAAGACUUUGUUCAACUUCCUCCUGAGGUAGCCAACCCUCCACGCGUUGCGAAUCAUGGUGAUAACGAUGUAGCUCCCGACGGAUCCCCUUCCCAGUUUAUUCUUCUUCGAGGCCUAGAGGCGUCCGUUACCGAGGAACUUCUUGCUAAAGGCGUAACAAAACUCUACAAACCAUCGCCUGGGUCAGAUGGUUGCAAUGCACCUCCUGCUGCAAAAAAAGGAGCAAAGGUCGCCUCUACAACGGGAGAUGCCAAUAUAGGGGCACGCAAAGGCUCAAUACGGCGUGUGUUGCUCAUACGAGAUCGCCGAAGUAACGAAAGUUGGAAGUAUGGUUUUGCGGAGUUUGCAACAGUAGAAGAUGCCCAAGCCGCUCUUACUAGAUAUAACUCUUUCGAAACAUUCACAAUUUCCUCGAAACCUGUUUUAGCUAGUUACAUCCACGCUGGCGUCUUCGUUCCCGUCAUAAACCCUACAGCCAGCACCGAUCGGUUUACCUUCAGCCCACUUGGCAACCCUUCCAUGAAAUUAGCAUACUGGGACGAGAAUGCUUAUGCAACGGAAAUCCUAAACCCGUCAAAGGAGGCUGAGAAGACGAAGAAGAGAAAAGCGGAUGCUGGAGGAAUCCCUGGCACAAAGAAGCUUGCCGUUCCGAGUCAUUUACAGUUUUGGAGUGACCGCCACGCCGAACUACAUGGUAUUCAGCGUGAGGAAGCAAAGGAAGGAAGCUCGGGCAGCGAACAUAAACAGGGUGUCAGUGAAGGUGGUUCAUCUUCUGUUUCUCCUGCACCAACACAGUCUUACGCGGAUUUCAACCGUAAAUGUUGUUAUCUGUGCAUGCGCCAGUUUAAAACAGAAGCGGAAGUGAACAAACACGAAAGACUCAGUCAGCUUCAUCGUGAGAACAUGCAAAAUGAAGAGCUCAAGACCAGAGCUUUGGCGAAACUAGCGAAGAAACGGGACCAGGCCGAACAACAGCUCUCUUCAGAGUAUCGAGACCGGGCGAAGGAACGACGUCAAGCAUUCGGUGCAUCGGUAAAAUCAAAGGAGAAGAAAGUGGAAAAGGAAAUUGAGGAAACAGCACCAGUCCCUCUCAUGUCUAAGGGCGCAGCCCUUCUCGGCAAAAUGGGCUGGUCUGCUGGUUCGGGACUUGGUGCGGAAGGGUCUGGGAUGACAGCGCCCAUCGCUACUGAUCUGUAUGUCCAAGGCGUUGGGCUGGGUGCUCAGGGAGGCAAGCUUGGCGAUGCAGUUCGGGAAGCCGGAAUGAAUACAAGGGGUAGGUAUGAUGAUUUCCUCGAGAAAACGAAGGAGACUGCACGUGAGCGGUACGAGCGGAUGUCGAAGGAGGGUUAG
Molecule: messenger RNA, 2256 nt
Organism: Histoplasma mississippiense
Lineage: Eukaryota; Fungi; Ascomycota; Eurotiomycetes; Onygenales; Ajellomycetaceae
Exons: 8
Coding region: 1-2256 (751 amino acids)
Biological process (GO): mRNA splicing, via spliceosome
Cellular component (GO): nucleus
Molecular function (GO): RNA binding
Source: RefSeq, a predicted model, not a curated record